AUGUCACUCAGUAAGAACAAUAUUAGGGAGUUCAAACUCGUCGUUGUUGGUGGCGGUGGUGUGGGUAAAUCUGCACUUACCAUCCAAUUGAUUCAAUCACAUUUUGUGGAUGAAUAUGAUCCGACUAUUGAGGAUUCAUACCGCAAACAGGUGGUGAUAGACGACAAAGUUUCGAUUUUGGAUAUCCUGGACACAGCUGGCCAAGAGGAGUACUCCGCAAUGCGGGAACAAUACAUGCGUACUGGAGAAGGAUUCCUAUUGGUUUAUUCAGUCACGUCACGGACGUCGUUCGAUGAACUGAUGACGUAUUAUCAACAGAUUCUAAGAGUCAAAGACGCAGAUUAUGUGCCGGUAUUCCUAGUCGGAAACAAAAGCGAUUUGGAAGAUGAACGCCAAGUGUCGUACGAAGAAGGUGUCAGCCUUGCCAAACAGUUCAGUGCUCCGUUCAUGGAAACCUCUGCAAAACAGGCCAUUAAUGUAGAAGAGUCUUUUUACGGUCUUGUGCGGCUGGUUAGAGACAAUGGAGGGGUUUACAACGUAGCUGAAAAGGAGGAGUUGGAGAAAAAAUUUCGUCAACAAAGUAACAGUGCUGUUGGAGAAGGGAUCACAACAAAUGGAACCGCUUCAGGCUCUACUGAGACCGACGAGGACCCAACCAGCGGAAGAGCACCUGUUGCAGGUGCCAAUGGUACCCCUGAUACUACCAAUCGUGGAGUCAAUGGAAGCGCAACUGAUGGCCAACGUAGGGCUGCUCAGGGCCGUGUGGAGACAAGACAGGAUAAGACCAAGACCAAAGAGAAGUCGGGCGGGUGUUGCAUUAUAGCUUAA
Messenger RNA from Lachancea lanzarotensis, 828 nucleotides. It is a transcript of the gene RAS2, whose product is annotated as LALA0S09e05160g1_1. Gene Ontology annotation, biological process: signal transduction. Gene Ontology annotation, cellular component: plasma membrane. Lineage: Eukaryota; Fungi; Ascomycota; Saccharomycetes; Saccharomycetales; Saccharomycetaceae. The record is from RefSeq and is a predicted model, not a curated record. The transcript has 2 exons. The coding region runs from base 1 to 828 and encodes 275 amino acids. Gene Ontology annotation, molecular function: GTPase activity; GTP binding; GDP binding.